AUGGCUGGUCCAUUGUUCAUACUUCAGAUAUGGGCAUGGGACCGUAUCACAACAGUAUCGUUGACACUGUCUAACCGAGAGUUGCAGGAGGAUGGUCUGGAACAUAUGUAUGCUAUUGCUACCAACCCGACCACUGGGAGCAUGACGGCUAUUUGCGAUCUCAUACAGCCCGUUUCUUUUUGUAUGAUGGAAGAGAGACGGCAGACACAGUUACCAGCUCCACAUCAAGCACCUGCUGCACCGCCUAGCACGGCUAACCCAGUUGACCCACCUAUUCCAGAGUCAGUUUCAAGUGGUAGUAGGGGUAGGAGUCGUGGUCAUGCUAGGGGUCGUAGAAGGGAUCAGGUACAAGCAGCACAAGGUGGAAAAUCUUCUGUUCUUAUGGAUGUGAAGCCUUGGGAUGACGAGACAGAUAUGAAGAAGUUGGAGGAGGCAGUACGGAGUGUUGAGAUGCCUGGUCUCUUGUGGGGAGCAUCAAAACUGGUUCCAGUUUGUUAUGGCAUCAAGAAAUUGCAGAUCAUGCUCACCAUUGUGGAUGACCUUGUAUCUGUGGAUGACCUCAUAGAGGAGCAUCUGACAGCUGAGCCUUGCAACGAAUACGUUCAGAGCUGCGACAUUGUUGCCUUCAACAAAAUAUAAGAACAAAGAUGAAUUUUGUUAUGUUCUACUGAUUCUAGCGUUAUAGCCAUUUUAGCAUCUUUAGUAUGUCUGUCAUUUUCUUUUUAAUUGGUUUCUACUGUCAACAUUUUCCCAUGGUUCUGCUUAUGUUUUUUUAGAUUGGUGAGAGUUGGAAAGAUUUAUCACUUGAAA
Messenger RNA from Manihot esculenta (cassava), 810 nucleotides. Its product is annotated as elongation factor 1-beta-like. NCBI's taxonomy places the organism in Eukaryota, Viridiplantae, Streptophyta, Magnoliopsida, Malpighiales, Euphorbiaceae. Bases 1 to 639 code for a protein of 212 amino acids. The record is from RefSeq and is a predicted model, not a curated record. The transcript is spliced from 4 exons. Gene Ontology annotation, cellular component: cytosol; eukaryotic translation elongation factor 1 complex. Gene Ontology annotation, biological process: translational elongation. Gene Ontology annotation, molecular function: guanyl-nucleotide exchange factor activity; translation elongation factor activity.